Messenger RNA from Thalassophryne amazonica, 1166 nucleotides. It is a transcript of the gene vamp5, whose product is annotated as vesicle-associated membrane protein 5. The record is from RefSeq and is a predicted model, not a curated record. Gene Ontology annotation, cellular component: SNARE complex; plasma membrane. Bases 185 to 490 code for a protein of 101 amino acids. Gene Ontology annotation, biological process: vesicle fusion; SNARE complex assembly; vesicle-mediated transport. The transcript is spliced from 3 exons. Gene Ontology annotation, molecular function: SNAP receptor activity; syntaxin-1 binding. NCBI's taxonomy places the organism in Eukaryota, Metazoa, Chordata, Actinopteri, Batrachoidiformes, Batrachoididae.
AUCAUUUAAAAUAAAGAGCAGAACUUCUAAGAAAACCACGAAGCGUCGUCGUGACGUGUUUGAAAGCACGCAAAGUGAAGUUUGGCGCAGAUGAAAAGAGUUUCGCUGUUUCCUGUUCGUCAGUUGGUGCUGCGGAUCCGCUGAGACUCUGCGCCCGAAAACGGCGGCGACGCUCUGCGCCCAAAUGGAGAAUGGGAAGAGCCGGCUGCAGCAGGCCCAGCAGGACGUGGAGGAGGUGAAGGUCAUCAUGCUGGACAACAUCAACAAGGCUGAUGAGAGGUCUGGCAAACUGGGCGAGCUGGAGAACCGAGCCGACGAGCUGCUGCAGAAAAGUAAAACCUUCGAAAGGACCGCUGUGAAGGUCAAGCAAAAGAAGAGAUGGGAGAACAAGAAGGUAAAAAUUGUGCUGAUCAUCGCAGGAGCAUCUUUGGCCAUCGUUCUUGUUGCACUUAUAAUCUACGGCAUCGUAUCCAGCGUCCAAGGACAGUAGCUCCUCUGUUUAAUGAAAGAGACCAUCGGGACUGAAGGACAUGAUGUGGACGAAGGUAAAUGCUCCAGGAGAUAAGUGUGAGCUGUGGGAUCGAAAUGGAGAAGCUGCUGAGCAUCUUGCCUGAACUGCUCAUUGCGUGACAUUGUGUGUGUAUAAUAGUGCAGAUCUUCAGUAAGGUACCAUAGAUACAUCUGCUGCUGCAUUUAAGCCAUGUUGUUUUGUUUUUUUUAAAGCCAACUGAUUGAAGGGAUGCACCACUUCACACACAAAGCUAUGCAGUGUUUUCUGUCAUUGUUGUACUGUUCAAAAAAUGUUCAGUCCUAAAUGUUUUUGGGGGAGCAACUACUGUGUAAAACCUGAUUAUUAGAUCUAUGAAUUGAACUCCUUCCUGAUUGGUUGCAGAUUCUUUUGUCGGACAUUGAGCUUGUUUCUGUGAUAUUUUCGUUUGCCAUCUUGUGUAAGGAAUGCCACAAUUUUGGGUGUAUUUGGUUGAAAAUUGAUUUAUCGUGAAUUGAAUUCAGUAGCCUUCAUCUUACGAUGUAUCAAUUAGAUGAGUGAUUUUGAUAACUGUAAUCUUGAAAUUUAAUAUUUAGGCACUAUAAAAAAAAAAAAUCAGUUUAUCAUCCCCGGCUGCAUGCCGAAAUCGGCCCGCAUCAAUUUUUUGGCAAAUUUCAUU